AUGUCCGGCAGCGGUGCCGCCGUUCGCUUCCUGCUGGACCGAGACAUCUCAAGCCUCGAGGCCCGUGAUCACGACGGCAGAACCGCGCUCCACCUUGCCUCCGGCCACCGCCUGGGCAGCGACGAGACCCUCCGCGCCCUUGUGGAAUCCAACGGGAACAUCGAAGCCAGAACUUUCCUCGGAGAGACCCCGCUCCAUAAGGCGUGCAAGGCUCUGAGGGUGUCGGCGGUGGAGCAGCUCUUGCGGUUCGGGGCUAACGACGCCGCCGUGGAUGCGGAGGGGCGAACCCCGGCCGCGAUGACGGCCCGCCUGCUGCUGUCGCAGCGUCCCGGGAUGUUCCGAGACAUGCUGCAGAACAUCCUGACGCUGCUUGAGGCCGCGCCGGGGGACAGGGUCUGGCGUCGGCGUGGCUGGUUGCUGAUGCUUCGCCGAGUCGGCAGCAGCACGGCGACGGAACCGGGGUCGUGUCACGAAAAGGGCGUGGUUGCUGGCGCUCGAGCAACUCCUGCCGGCACCCGGGCGAUUCCUGGGCUGUUCGGGGCGGAGAAGGAGGCAUACGAGCACAAGGCGCGGCCCCGGAAGGUUGGGAAAGCUGGGGAUGCCGCCGUGGCGCGAGCAACGCGGAAAGCGGCUGGCGGGAAGAGGGAGCAACAUCACCCCUGGUGCUAUCAGAGCACUACCGAGGCAGCCGGUGUUUGGAGUGGAGUCCACAGCGCGGCGGCAGAGUCCUGCAGGGAUGAAGCGGGAGGGGACCGAGAACUGCGGUCUGUGGUGGAGAGAGCGGUCGACGUGGACGAAGACGGAGUGUUCAGGAACAUCGUCGCCUUCCUCUAG
Molecule: messenger RNA, 834 nt
Organism: Ectocarpus siliculosus
Lineage: Eukaryota; Phaeophyceae; Ectocarpales; Ectocarpaceae
Source: the annotation of a GenBank genome assembly